This is a messenger RNA of Lepisosteus oculatus (spotted gar), 2064 nucleotides long. It is a transcript of the gene nono, whose product is annotated as non-POU domain containing, octamer-binding. Gene Ontology annotation, cellular component: nucleus. Lineage: Eukaryota; Metazoa; Chordata; Actinopteri; Semionotiformes; Lepisosteidae. Gene Ontology annotation, molecular function: RNA binding. Gene Ontology annotation, biological process: regulation of DNA-templated transcription. The record is from RefSeq and is a predicted model, not a curated record.
ACUUGGUUUUUCUUCACUGCUAGUUCAGUUCUACCGAAGGAAAGGGGCACGCGUUUCUUUCUUUACUGUUUGCUGUUGUGUAGGCCGGUUGGUUCGAUUACUUUCACUACAUUUCUACCAUAGGAAGAUAUUUGUGUUAAUUACGCGGUAAGGAUGCAGGGCAACAGGGGUUCCCGUCCUGACCAGCAGAAUCACGGACCGCCGAGACACCAGCAUUGGCACGAGCACCAGAAACAGGGAGCGAACGCCAACAGCAAUGGACAGCAUGCGGAGAGCAGCGAGCAGCACAGUACAAACUCUGCCUUGACGAUUGAUAUCCAGAACUUCAGGAAGCCCGGCGAGAAGAAGGUGUAUACCCAGCGUAGCAGACUGUUUGUUGGAAAUCUGCCUGUCGGUGUGACCGAAGAGGAUGUGGAGAAGCUGUUUUCGAAGUAUGGGAAACCAUCUGAGAUCUUCAUAAACAAAGAACGGAGCUUUGGCUUUAUAAGACUGGAAACCCGGACGUUGGCUGAGAUCGCUAAAGCAGAGCUCGACGACACUCCAUUCAGGGGAAGGCAGCUGCGAGUUCGGUUUGCCACCCACGGUGCCGCGCUCACGGUCAGAAACCUGCCUCAGUUCAUUUCGAACGAGCUCCUGGAGGAGGCUUUCUCCAUCUUCGGCCAGGUAGAGAGGGCCGUUGUCAUAGUCGAUGACCGGGGGAGGCCUACUGGAAAAGGGAUUGUGGAAUUUACAGCCAAGCCGGCUGCAAGGAAGGCUCUGGACAGAUGUGCAGAUGGAGCAUUUCUGCUGACAGCGUUUCCAAGACCUGUGACAGUGGAACCAAUGGAGCAGUGUGAUGAUGACGAAGGUCUGCCAGAAAAAACGAUAAAUAAAAAUCAGAAUUUUCACAAGGAGCGAGAGCAGCCACCAAGAUUUGCCCAGCCUGGGACAUUUGAAUACGAGUAUGCAAUGCGGUGGAAGGCUCUGAUUGACAUGGAGAAGCAGCAGAACGAUCAGGUGGAAAGGAACAUCAAAGAUGCCAGGGAAAAGCUGGAGGCCGAGAUGGAAGCUGCUCGACACGAACAUCAGGUCAUGCUGAUGAGACAAGACCUAAUGAGACGCCAGGAAGAGUUGAGGAGAAUGGAGGAGCUCCAUAACCAAGAGCUCCAGAAGCGCAAGCAGAUGGAACUGCGACAGGAGGAGGAGCGGCGCCGGAGGGAGGAGGAGAUGAGGAUGCAGCAGGAGGAGAUGAUGAGGAGACAGCAGGAAGGCUUUAAGGGGAAUUUUCCUGAAAAUAGAGAACAAGAGAUGAGAAUGCAUAUGGGAGGGCAGGCCAUGAGCAUGAACAGAAAUUUAAUGGGUGGGGGUGUUGUGCCACCUGGAGCUGGGAGCAUUCCUCCAGAAGGAGCGCCUCUAAUGCACAAUGAGCGCUUCCCAAUGGAUGCAGCUGGGAACAGUGCCAUGCCUGGCACUCCAGGCAUUUUUCCUCGAGGAGCUCCGGGUGCAGCUGAUUAUGGUCCAAACAAACGUCGGAAAUAUUGAGGACUGGACAGAAUUGCUGUGACAACUUUUUGUAUUUAGUUUUUUUAUAGAUUUUUUUUUUUAAGUGUGGGUGUAUCAUACCUGCGGUGGGUGCAUCACUUUGCAUUUAUUAAGUUUUCUACAGUCUUCUGGGAGUUUUCCUUUUUUAAUUUUUUAUAUACUGGAAUAUGUUGUCUGGUGUACGGGUUUGCUGCAAAAUAUCGGUAAACCUCAAAUUUGUAAUACAACAGGUAUGGACUACAAAUUCAUUAAUUUUUCACUUGGUUUAUUUUUUAUUUUAAUAAAACAUGCUAUGGAGUAGAUCAGGGUUUGUAGGUUGUUCAGAUCUCUAAGGCUGCAUAUCAGGAGUUGAGACCUAAAUUUGUCCAGUCAAUCCAGUAGUGAGUUGCAUUAGCCCAGGAACUAAGGUUUGAUACAGACUUUCCAGCACCAGAGCAAACCCACCCUUAUGUAGAUUGAUAUACAUGUAUUUUCCUGUCGGUUUACUGUAAAAUUUGUUGUCCAUUGCAUUUUUUAAAUGAAUUAAAACACCUUCCCAAUGUC